AAUCCCUACUCGAUUGCCAUGGAGGACUCCAACAUGAUGGAUACUUCACCAAGCGAGGACCCAUCUGAGCAAGUGUUGGAUGGUGAACAGCAGAUUCUACUUGAAUUACUCGAAGAACAUAGCACACCUUAUGCAAAAGCAGCGAGUGCAUUAUAUUUCAGGCGCAUCUUUACCGCAGAUCUGCCUAAUGAAACACGAGAUCCUGUGAAAUAUGCUCGCCUGGUUGAGCUUCUACUCCGCAUCAUUUGUAACGAAAACCAUGCAGCGGAGACCCGUGUAAAUGCGGCAUGGGCAAUAACAAAUAUGGCUUGUAUGUCAGAUAAAGUGAAUCACCUAAUUGUUGACAGUGGAGGUGUCGAUGCUCUUUUGAGUGGCGUCAUUUCUGGUACAGGUGAAUUCCGGAUCCAAUGCAUUUGGGCUUUGGGUAAUAUCGCUGCCGAUUGCGCUAGGUGUAAGGAAAGAUGUCGUGACACUGGAGUCAUCACGGUUCUUGCCAGGCUACUCUCCCAAAAUGUUCAUACUGAACACGGCGACCUCAAAAAUGUUGUGUGGUGCGUCAUGAAUCUACUACGCGGUGGAGUUCGGAACGGCAGCAUACCCGUGACGACAGUACAAAUGUUAGUAAAGUCUCUGUUCAACCUCUUGAAAAAGUACGCAGUGUGGACGGAAUUGGCUAAGGACUGUCUUUGGACAUUAGCGUCGAUAGCCGACGAUAUGCACCAAGGGACCCAGAUCGACGUCGUACUCAACGAAGAAGGCUUGAUCGAUUUAACAUUCGAAAUCCUUGACUCGGAUUUCAUCGAACUUCAUCAUGGCGCUCUCCGCAUACUUGGAAACAUAAUUACUGGAAACGAUGUGCAAACAGGAGCAGUAGUAAAUCAUCCGCGUUUUUAUGACGUUUUGUCGCGUUCGAUGUCGUAUCAAUCUGUGCCUGAUGUGCGAAGAGAAGCUGCUUGGAUGUGUUCUAAUAUAGCGGCAAGCAAUCAGGAACACAUGGAUCUGCUAUUUUUUGAUUGGAACAUUUUUGAGAUGUUGUUGGAGGGUGUCAGAACAGCUGAGAGAAAACUCAAAAAGGAAUGCAUGUGGACAAUUGUUAACUUACUAACCGGGGCUAACGAAGAAAAAAUUCGGUUUAUGGUUGCUUGUGGAGUUUUCUUCCUAUUUCCGACGCUUCUUGCGACAUCCGAUUUUCGGCUGACUGAACGAACUAUGCAUGCACUACGUAGUCUUUUACCAUUUUAUCCCGAACAUGCUACACUUAUUAAAAAUUCAAAUAUGCUGUCGUUAGUGAAAGAGCGUUUUCUUGAAACCGAUAUGCAUUUACAGGAACUCAAAAACGAAAUUGAGUUGUUUAUCAAUGCAAGAAGCGUGCCGCAUAUUCCAACAUGCACGUAUAGAUUCGUUGACAACGCCUCCAGACAAACGCAGAUAUCACAAGUAUAUCCAGCAGAUAAUUAA
Molecule: messenger RNA, 1458 nt
Organism: Cylicocyclus nassatus
Lineage: Eukaryota; Metazoa; Nematoda; Chromadorea; Rhabditida; Strongylidae
Source: the annotation of a GenBank genome assembly